CCAGCCUGGAGGAGAGAUACUCUCUCCUCCAACCUCUCCACCAUGGGUAAUGCCUCCAAUGACUCCGGGCGGAUAGAGUACUGCGAGAGUAGACAGUGGCUCCUCCCGGAGGAUAGCCCAGCCAUCAGCGCGGUGAUGUUCUCGGCCGGGGUUCUGGGGAACCUUAUUGCGCUGGCGCUGCUGGCACGCCGUUGGCGUGGGGACACGGGGUGCAGCGCCGGCAGCAGGACCUCUAUCUCCUUGUUCCACGUGCUGGUGACAGAGCUGGUGCUCACCGACCUGCUGGGGACCUGUCUCAUCAGUCCGGUGGUCCUGGCUUCCUAUGCGCGGAACCAGACACUGGUGGCCCUGGCUCCCGAGAGCCGCGUGUGCACCUAUUUCGCCUUCACAAUGACUUUCUUCAGUCUUGCCACAAUGCUCAUGCUCUUCGCGAUGGCCCUGGAGCGCUACCUCUCCAUCGGACACCCUUACUUCUACCGGCGCCGCUUCUCGCGUCGCGGGGGCCUGGCGGUGCUGCCAGUCAUCUACGCGGUCUCUUUGCUCUUCUGUUCCCUGCCGCUGCUCAACUACGGGGAGUACGUCCAGUACUGUCCCGGGACAUGGUGCUUUAUCCGGCACGGGAGGACUGCAUACCUGCAGCUCUACGCCACGGUGCUGCUGCUGCUCAUCUUGGCGGUGCUCGCCUGCAACUUCAGCGUCAUCCUUAACCUCAUCCGCAUGCACCGUCGGGCCAGAAGAAGCCGCUAUGGAUCAUCCGGCGGUGGCCUGGGUGGCCCUGGGUCGCGCAGGAAAGGAGAAAGGACUUCGAUGGCGGAGGAGGCGGACCACCUCAUUCUCCUGGCCAUUAUGACCAUCACCUUCGCCAUCUGCUCCUUGCCUUUCACAAUCUUUGCUUAUGUGAAUGAAACCUCUUCCCGAAAGCAAAACUUGGACCUCCAAGCUCUUAGAUUUUUAUCAAUUAACUCUAUAAUUGACCCUUGGGUCUUUGCCAUCCUUAGGCCACCGGUCCUGAGACUAAUGCGUUCAGUUCUCUGUUGCCGGACUUCAUUGAGAAACCAAGAGGUUUCACAGACUUCUUGUCCUACCCUGUCCAGUGCCACUAAACAGACUGACCUUUGUGGGCAGUUAUAA
Molecule: messenger RNA, 1131 nt
Organism: Arvicola amphibius (Eurasian water vole)
Lineage: Eukaryota; Metazoa; Chordata; Mammalia; Rodentia; Cricetidae
Gene: Ptger2
Product: prostaglandin E receptor 2
Exons: 2
Coding region: 43-1131 (362 amino acids)
Biological process (GO): inflammatory response; positive regulation of cytosolic calcium ion concentration; adenylate cyclase-activating G protein-coupled receptor signaling pathway
Cellular component (GO): plasma membrane
Molecular function (GO): prostaglandin E receptor activity
Source: RefSeq, a predicted model, not a curated record